UAUUAUGUUCUAAACUUCUAUCCGUGAUAUUAGCGUACUUGAUAUUGGCGAACUGUUAUAACAUUUAUUUAGUUGUUAUAUAAAUAUUAAGUUAAAAGUUGACAAUUCAUAGUGUCUGUUAAAUUCGUUAUUUAGUGACAAAAAUCAAAUCAAUGCAUAGCUGAUUACAAAUUAUUAUAGAAUAAAGAAGAAUGGCUACAACUACAAAAGAUUUUGUAACAAUAGCAAAUAUUAUCAAACAUGAAAUCAAAAAACGCAAGAAACAAAAAAAACUCAAAGAAAAUUCAAAAGAUGUUGAAGAGAAUAAUAUGUCAUUAGUAAAAAAGAUUGAAAAAAAAAUGAAGGAAAAAAAGGUUACUCAGUUAACCACCAAAUUACAUGACAAGAAAGCGAAGAAGCUUUAUACUACAAUUUGUGAUGACAACGACAAGUAUUUGAAUAAAAGUAAAACCGGGUCUACCGAAUUAAAUAAAAAUGAAUUAAUAAAUAGUAUUCCUGUUUCUAAUGCUUCAGAAGAUGAAAAAGAACUGUCAUUGUUAAAAAGUCCAUUAAAAAACACCAAGAAAAAGAAGAAAAAGUCGAAGAUGGCAAUGAAAGAAGAUACAGAGUUGUCAAAAUAUGAAUCUAUACAAAAAAAUCUUAAAAGUAUAGAAAACCUGAAAAAAAAUAUAUCAGAAGAGCAGUCAAAUGAGAUUUACCAUGAUUCCACUAUGAUAAACACUUCAAAAAUUUCAAAAGUCUACGAAGUAGUCAAGUACCCUUAUUUAUUUCAUAAGUUAUUAAAAAAUGAAAGGAAGGACCAGAAAAGAGCUGUUAAGGUGGAAAUAAGGACUCAUAAGGAAGAAAUGUUACCGCAAAAAUUGAAUAAACGACAGACGAUUGAUAUAGAAUAUUCGAAAAACUAUUCCCCUCAAUCAGUGGACAUGGAUUUGGAGACAUAUUAUGAUGGUAAUAAUUAUAUUAGCAAAGAUAGCGGAAUGAAAUUAGAAUUUUUUGAUUCUUGGGAUGAUCACACGUCAGAAAAUCGCACUAUGACCGACACAAGUACAUUGUAUUUUGACCAGUGUUGUAAUCAAACGUUGAACAACGUCAACGGUGUACACAGUCACGAUAAUGUUCCCCUUGGAAACACUCCUCUCCAGUGCGACGUUUGCUUUAGAACAUGUAUCAGUAAAUCUAAAUUAUAUGAACAUAAAAGAACGCAUACCGGUGAGAAACCGUAUGCUUGCGACGUUUGUGGCCUAUCUUUUUCGAAGCUAGGAAAUUUAGUUACACAUAAAAGAAAGCACACAGGUGAGAAACCAUAUACGUGCGAUGUUUGUGGCCGGUCAUUUUCGGAAAAAGGAACUUUGAUUGCACAUAAAAGAACACACACCGGUGAGAAACCAUAUGCUUGCAACGUUUGUGGCCGAUCUUUUUCGAAGAAAGGAAAUUUGCGUGUACAUUGUAGAAUACACAUAGGUGAAAAACCAUUCGAGUGCGGGCAGUGUGAAAAAAAGUUCUCAGUAAACGAUAAUCGUACGAAACAUAUACUAAGAAUCCAUACCAAAUGUUUUUAAAUUCUCUACUGUAGACGCCGUUAUAACCAAUAUCUCAAACAAUAAACAUACAAUCAUAAAUGAUAACGUCCUGUCAUCAAAUUAAAGGAAAACAACUAUGAAAACUCUAUCACUACAUUGGAAGCGUUUGAAUUCCUUUGAUCAAGACGGAAGACCUUACAGUUCUUACUGUCAAUGACAAUCGUUCGUAGUGAAUAAAAAUACAGCAGAAGUGGAUGGAAAUAUUUUUUACUCCAGAAGGUUUUUGUAUGCAGAGACCGAUUCGAUCAAAAUUAGAAAAUAUCAUAGUGUACAUAUUAUAUUUUGUUAUAAUUUUAUUUCUCAAUACUUAUCAUAUGAAAUCAAAAUAAAAUUCAGUUUGCAUAGAAUUAAGUUCUAUUUUUGUGUAAAUAUAGUAAUUAUAUCUACAUAUGGAUUACAGUUUAAUUAAUACAAAUCAAAAGUUGUGUAUAUGCAAA
Molecule: messenger RNA, 2017 nt
Organism: Metopolophium dirhodum (rose-grain aphid)
Lineage: Eukaryota; Metazoa; Arthropoda; Insecta; Hemiptera; Aphididae
Product: zinc finger protein 37-like
Exons: 10
Coding region: 192-1559 (455 amino acids)
Biological process (GO): regulation of transcription by RNA polymerase II
Cellular component (GO): nucleus
Molecular function (GO): RNA polymerase II cis-regulatory region sequence-specific DNA binding; DNA-binding transcription factor activity, RNA polymerase II-specific
Source: RefSeq, a predicted model, not a curated record